Molecule: messenger RNA, 906 nt
Organism: Plenodomus lingam JN3
Lineage: Eukaryota; Fungi; Ascomycota; Dothideomycetes; Pleosporales; Leptosphaeriaceae
Molecular function (GO): oxidoreductase activity
Source: RefSeq, a predicted model, not a curated record
AUGGCGACAGCAGCAACAAUCCCACCCUCUGCUACGCAUACGCAAAAUCUUCAAACUCUUCAGGACGCAACAUCGACCGCAAACUCCAACCCUCAAGACGUACAGACCUUACUUCGUUACUACAAACCGAACGAAGAUGGCUCACCACCAUUGCCAUCAUACAUCGACCGGCCCGAGACGUAUCAGCAACCCUCUGAACUCCAUCCUGUCACAGUCCAUGAUGUGAGAGGCCGAGAAAAAGAUUUCACGCUGGAUAAGAACGGCUUCCAGUUCUAUUGCCACACUGCGCAGGAGAAGGACUUUGUCGAUGAUGAAAAAAUCAAGACUGGGUACUAUGCCGAGACUGAGCAGCUCUUGAAAAAUGUUACUGGUGCAUCACGUGUCUUCGCCUUCGACCACAACGUCCGCCGCCAAUUGCCCGGUGACAGCCCAAAUGACCGCAUUAUUCGCGGCCCUGUGCAGGAAGUACAUAUCGAUCAAACGGACGCAGCCGCAUUCUCGCGUGUCCGAUACCAUCUGCCCGAAGAGGCGGAGAAGUUGCAGCGCAGCCGUGUACAGAUCAUCAAUGUCUGGCGUCCGAUCAAGACGAUCGAACGCGACCCGCUUGCUGUGGCGGAUGCAGGCAGCGUCGAUGACAAGAGCUUGGUUGUGACGGAGUUGAUAUACCCAGAUCGGAAGGGAGAAACCUACUCGGUAAAGCAUGAUCCGGGGCAUCGAUGGUUUUACAAGUCUGGACUUACGCCAGAUGAAGUCUUGAUAUUCAAGUGCUUUGAUUCAAAACUGGAUGGCAGAGCAAGAAGGGUUCCACACACCGCGUUCCAUGUUCCGGGUACUGAGCACAAAGAAGGUCGUGAGAGCAUCGAAGUCAGAGCACUAGUUUUCCACGAAGAUGAGAGUCUAGAAUGA